AACAAAAUCGUAGAAGUCGCUCGCGCUUGUAUUGAUUUUCACGUACCAAAAACUGGGCUAAACGUAGCUCAACCAAACCGAUGUUAUUCCAGUUUUCGAAAAUAAAGGGUACACUGUUCGCGUGCUAAAUGGUGAUACGACUUCGGUUUUUAGUGAAUUUUUCAAAGGAUGGUAGAUGCAGAGCUUACAACCGAAAUAAAAAGUAAGCUACACGAGCGAACUGGGCACGUAUCUGUGCUAUACGAGGAUAGUAUCUACGUUUGGGGAGGAUACAGUGAAACUCCAUGGAGAAGUCGACGUCUUCAUCAAUUCAGAUAUUAUUCGCCGAGCGAAGUUAUUCGAUUAGACUCGUUUUACGGAUAUUGGGAAGUCCUCACGACAACAGGUGACAUACCCGCAGCAGCAGCAGGAUCAUGUGCUUUAGAAUACAAUUCCCACAUGUAUGUUUUUGGAGGUUUUGUACAUUCAAUCACUCACAGCAUGAAUCUACUCUACAGAUUGAAUUUAAAAACAAUGGUUUGGGAUUUGAUCAAACCAAUGGGGCUAUCUCCUGUGCCUUGUGAUAAACUUGCCGGAUGGGUUUACAACAAUAAUUUAUACUUCUUUGGAGGUUUUGGUUAUUUACCAGAAAAAGUUCCAGAAACCACGAGUAUUCAUUUUUAUCGAGAUGAUAGUUCGUACGAUUCAACCAGACCUCGAGGAUGGAAUAAUCAGCUGUUUUGUUACAAUCCAUCGACUAAUUCUUGGGAAUAUCCCGCAGCCCUAGGUGAUGGACCAUCGCCUCGCGCCGGACAUGCGGCUUGCAUCGACGAUAAUGGUAAUGUGUUCAUAUUCGGCGGUAGAUGCGUGACAAGGAAUAACGAAUUGCAUAUAUUACACAUGGCGACGAUGAAAUGGAUAUCAUCGAAUAUAUCCGUGAAGAUAAACUGCUACUCAAACGAAAAUUACAUGGAAGACUACGACUACGACAAUAAACAAUCACCAAAUGUAGACCAGCCUGAAAUACGAUUAAACAGUGUGGAAUAUAUUCAGGGUAAUAAACCAGCCAGAAGAUCUUGGCAUUCUUUGACACAUAUUGGGAACUCCAGGUUUAUGCUUUUCGGAGGCUUGGACGAGCAGAACAACGUUCGAUAUGAUGUCUGGACGCUAGCCUUUGAUGGAGUCAAUACCGUAACAUGGACAGAACUAUACAUGACCGAAGCCUGGCCACGGUUUUGGCAUAAGGCAGAGUACAUAAAAUCCGAACAAGAAGUUAUGGUUGUGGGUGGUCAUAUCAUACACGUGUCUCCUCUAAAUGAUGCCUUCUCUUCGCCGAUUUUAAUACAAAAUCUUCAGGUACAAGCAGACAGUUUACUUUGUUUCAAUUUCGGUCCUAAAUCUUUAGUAAGAUUAUGUCUUGAUACAGUCGUCGAGCAUAUGCACGAAUAUUCCGAUGAAGAACUGAGCCGAUUACCUGCACAAAUAGCCAAAGUGAUUUCUUUGAAAUAUAAUCAAAACUUUUAAAAGUUACCAUUAUAAUUUUGAAUUUUCUGAAUACCUACGUAUAACCUAAUGCGAAGUUAUACAGAAUAAAAACUAGGUUUUACAUAGAAUUUCAUCCACAUAUGUACCUACGUAAUGGAUUUAGCUAUCUAUUACCUGUACCUACCUACCAAUAUAUAAAUAAUUGUCUUUCGGUUAAGAGUUGAAUGAUAGCAACUUUGCCAAAAACCUAUUACACAUUUCCUCCUAAUUACAGCUCAUACUGCCCAUAAAGUUCAAGUAGCCAGACACAACGAGUAUAUUUUUUAAUUUUUUGAUAUUUUGUCCCAAUAACCGCUUUUGUCUGCAUCUCAUUUAAGUGGAAAGGUUGCUGAAAAAUCUAUAAACGAUGAACGCUAGUUACGAGAAAGCGCCUAAGCGAAUUGAAAAACAAAUUCCACAACAUCAUGUCAUGAGGAAGUGGCGCACCUCUUACAUAUUUUAUGUGUUUUCAAAUUUUUGUAAGGAAGGGUGUAAAAAAUAAUUAAUAACUAAUUCAAUUCGUACCAUCGAAUCAACACUAUUUGUGUUCAGUAGAGUUUUUAGAUUACUUAUUUUUACGAAAGGAGCCAUUUUUUCCAUUUCACUUUACUCGAAAAAAUCAUUAUGUUCAUUUUAAAUUUUAUUUAGCUUAAUUAUUUUUAAACUAGUAAGUAAUUACUCACCAUUAAGUUGAACACCAAUAUUGUUUGCGGUCGUUUGACUGAAAUUUCGUUUUAUUUUUUUGUAACUUAUUAUAUUCUUUCGUAACGUAACUAAUAAUGAAAAUUGUGUUAAAUUUAGACAAUAAAAAUAUAUGCUAUACGUAUGUAAUUUAUACUCCACAAUACGAGAUAUACCUACCUACCUACCUACCUACCUAUAUGUAUUACGAAGUUCUAAUUCAAAAAUAAUCCCAAGUUGCUUUAUAUUCUCCUUUUGGUUUGAUGAUUUCAUCCAUAAUUAGACCGUAUAAUAUGAUUAAGUCUUUACCUUAGUUAAUACUUACUUUUAUACUAAGUUUUAAAUACAUAUUUAUUUUUGCGAACUAAAGCCUUUGAUAAGCCUAAAAAAGUAUUGGCAGUGUCUUCCAAAGAUUUUUUUGUAAUACUUAAAUUGUACGCUUAUUUCACUAGAAAAAGUUUUUAGUUUGAAAGAAAAAUGAACCUCGAAUACCUAGUAGAAACUUACACCAUUGAUCGAAUGGAUUAUUGAAUUAAGAUUAUUUUUAAUACCUACUUAUUUUAUACAUCUCUUUUCAUUUUUAUUAUUGAUACUUCGAUUGUUAUAAAAUGAAUAAAAAAUUCGAAAAUGUCA
Molecule: messenger RNA, 2817 nt
Organism: Planococcus citri (citrus mealybug)
Lineage: Eukaryota; Metazoa; Arthropoda; Insecta; Hemiptera; Pseudococcidae
Product: kelch domain-containing protein 2-like
Exons: 9
Coding region: 169-1503 (444 amino acids)
Molecular function (GO): protein binding
Source: RefSeq, a predicted model, not a curated record